AGAGGCAUUUGUGUCAGCCACCAGUCCAUCCAUCUGACCUGCCAGAGACAUCAAAAUCAAAUUAAGAGUUUCCAAUCCAAAGACGGCGGUCUCCCAGACUUCAGAAGCUCGGUGUGAUGCUGCUGUAGAACAUCCGAGAGCCUCCAGCCUCCCCAUGCAUUGACAGCUACUGAGGAUGAGAGAGCUGACGCCUGUUUUGGUGCCUCCUUUUAUUGAAAGUCACCAGGACGCAGGGGCACUUCUUCUUCUACUUUUGGUGCCACAUUCUAGAUUAAUUCGAAACUGCGAAACAUGCCACGAAGAUUCAGACUCAAUCGUCAUGGCAACCUCAUCAUCACCACCGCCUUGCUGAGCUCCUCAGAAGCCCACAGCUCCCUGGUUUUGAAGUUGUUCGGGAUGCUUGUCUUGGUCAAUGUCACCCUUUCUUGUCCAUUAAGCUGCUACUGCCAUAAUGACACCGGUUUGGUGCAAUGCCAUGUUGUGUCUCCUCAGCAGGACUUCCCCGAGGAUGUCCCUCGAUGGGUGCAGAACUUGUCAGUGACUGGAAGUAACAUAAGCGUCCUCCAAGGUUCCUUCUUUCGGAGGUAUGGGGCACCUUUUGUUAACUUAACAACUCUCCUUCUAACCAACAACAACAUUCGAGCCAUUGAGUCGGAGGCUUUCGUUGACCUUCCCAACCUGACCACCUUAGACCUAAGCAACAACCCCUUGGAGUCUUUAUCUAACAGCACAUUUUUUGGAUUAGGUCAAUUGGAAACCUUAAAGUUGAACAAUGCUCUUCGAGAAGUGGCUCAGAAUCAGCUUUUUAACUCUCCAUGGACCGAAGUCUUGAGGAACCUCCGGACUUUAGAACUUACCGGAAACGAUUUACAAGCUUUCCCCAAGAAUGUUUUGGAUCUCAGGAGCUUGAAGACCAUCUACCUUGGAAAUAAUUCUAUUAAGACUAUUGACAAAGAUACAACUGAGCAACUCAAGGAAAUAAAACUUCAAGUCUACCUGAACCCCAACCCCAUCGCCUGCGACUGUAAGACAGUCGACAUGAUCUUGUGGCUAAAAAACACUUCUCAGACCUCAGAAGCUCAAAGCCUCCAGUGUGCCUCUCCACAAAACCUAAACGGCACCCUAGUCUUCAACUUCAAAACUGACAAUAUGAAGUGCAUAAGCAAGGAGCUGGAGACUGCCUCUUAUGUCUUCUUUGGAAUAGUCUUGGCUCUGAUAGGAGUUAUAUUCCUCAUGGUCCUCUAUUUGAACCGACGAGGGAUAAAGAGGUGGCUCAAUAAUUUCCGGGAAGCCUGCAGGGACCAGAUGGAGGGAUAUCAUUAUCGAUAUGAACAGGAUUCAGACCCGAGGAGGUCAAAUGCUUCAACUGGGAUAUAAAACUAGUCAAACUGGUCUCCAGCUCUGGGUCUGGAGGAUUUUUAUUUUAUUUAUUGCAAUGCAAAAAGGAAUGAAGUCAUAAGAUGUAUAUAAUUUAUAUGUGCCUGUAGUUACACUGUAUAUACUGUAUGAAAUACAUGUCACAUCUAACG
Molecule: messenger RNA, 1529 nt
Organism: Bufo bufo (common toad)
Lineage: Eukaryota; Metazoa; Chordata; Amphibia; Anura; Bufonidae
Product: trophoblast glycoprotein-like
Exons: 1
Coding region: 292-1377 (361 amino acids)
Biological process (GO): negative regulation of canonical Wnt signaling pathway
Cellular component (GO): plasma membrane
Molecular function (GO): protein binding
Source: RefSeq, a predicted model, not a curated record